Dibothriocephalus latus is the source of this 1074-nucleotide messenger RNA. NCBI's taxonomy places the organism in Eukaryota, Metazoa, Platyhelminthes, Cestoda, Diphyllobothriidea, Diphyllobothriidae. The record is from the annotation of a GenBank genome assembly.
AUGAACACCAACAAUGACCAGGGAGAGGACCAGCACAAACACAGUGAACCACGACGCGUGUGCAAGCAAAGAAGAUCAAUUUUAGCGCUCUCCGUUGAAGUUGUCGAGGCCCAAAUCGAUGACGAUAAUGAGAAGGCCGAUAAGAAGGAAAAUGAGGCUGGAACCGAUGGCGAGGCGGAAGGACUUUCUCAUGAGGAAAGAAAUUGUACUGAAAGAGUUCCCGUUGCUGUUAUCAAGGUCCUGGCCGAUGAAGAGACCCAGCUUAAUGAAAUGCUGCAGACUUUAAAGGCCGAACUACCCGUGAUGGAUGUUGAGACGAAAGGAUGUCCGUAUGUGCCAGGCACGUCCACUGAAGCAGUCCCUGUUGCAGUAAUAAAGGUACUGCCCGAUGAGAAGGCUAGGCUAACGGAAAUAAUGCAAAAGUUAAAGGCAGAUCUGCGCAUUACCAAGACAGAGAAUGAGGCAAAUGGAUGCCCGCAUGAACAAAAAAAGUUCAUUUUAGCAGUGCCCAUUGAGGUAAUAAAGGUCUUGACCGAUGACAAGGCUUUGAUAACUCCAAUUCUGCAGAACUUAAAAGCAGAGGUACCCAUUUUCGAUAAGGAUACCGGAGCGAAUGUCAAGUCAGAAGGAUGGCCCGGUGAGGAUCGAAAUUCCACUGGAAGAGUUCCUAUUGCAAUUGCUGAGGUCUUCACCGACGACGAGAACAAGGGGGCCAAUGCGGACGAUAAGGAAACUGGGAGGGAUAGCGUGACAGAAGGAUGCCUGCAUGAACAAAAACAGUUCAUUUUAACUGUUCCCCUUGCGGUUUUAAAGGUCCUGCACGACGAAAAGGAUCAGAUAUGUGCAAUUUUGCAGAAGUUAAAGGCAGAACUACACACUGCCGAUAAUGAGGUCGCGACGGAUGGCGAGUCGGAAGGAUGCCCGUAUGAGCAAUUAACGUCGACCGGAAGACACGAGUGUUCUCUCCAUCCGGAAUUAAAUGCAGAAAAUGGUCGUAGCCAUAGGAGAGGCUGUAUUCCGAAGAUGCGAAAACGACUUAAUAUGCUCAUCCCGAAACGGUUUAGGAAGAAGUAA